AUGAGCAGACCGACCACCAUCAAGACCACCAUCAUGCCCAGCAACCCAAAGAUGACCGACAUCGGGAGCAUCAAGACCAUGAGCGUGUCGACCAACACAACCAAGAUCAAGAGCCUGACAGCUCUGCACCGCUCGAAGGACCGCCAGCACCACCAGCGGUACCGCCGGCCGCUCAAGAUGCCCAAGAUGGAGAAGAAGCCGCCGUGA
Vitrella brassicaformis is the source of this 207-nucleotide messenger RNA. The record is from the annotation of a GenBank genome assembly. NCBI's taxonomy places the organism in Eukaryota, Vitrellaceae.